Messenger RNA from Rhodofomes roseus, 742 nucleotides. RefSeq lists its product as uncharacterized. The transcript has 3 exons. The record is from RefSeq and is a predicted model, not a curated record. The coding region runs from base 112 to 687 and encodes 191 amino acids. NCBI's taxonomy places the organism in Eukaryota, Fungi, Basidiomycota, Agaricomycetes, Polyporales, Fomitopsidaceae.
UCUCGACGAGGAAUAUGGCGCCCAAGCGCCCGUGGACUGAGCGUGGAAGACUGCCUCGUUUGGAUGAGUGCGGGUCACUGAGGUCACCGACGCUCACUGCCACACACCACCAUGCGUCUCUUCGCUCUCUCGUCUCUGGCUCUCCCAAUCCUCGCAUUCGCAUCCUUGGACGACCAGACCGCAAUGUCCGGGUCCAUCCUCGACGAAUCAGCGCCCUACACCCCGCAAACCAACUCCCAGCCGACGCUCGCGGACCUGCUCACGAUCGAGUCUUCCGCCUCCAUCUACUAUUCCUAUGCACGCGAGACGGAACUGAGUACACUAUUCGGUGAUGAGAGCGCGCACCUAACUCUGCUGGUCCCGACGAACAAGGCUGUGAUGGCACUGGCGCGGAAGCCGCAUGAAGGCCCAGCGCCCGUGAAGGAUGGGGCCAUUAUCUCCGAAGCUGAGUUUGAUGCGCUUUCGAAGGAGAAUGUGGUUCGCUGGGUAUCGGCGCACAUCAUCCCUCAGUCACCUAUCUCCGUCACGUCUUCCCAACCGUACCAUACGAUGCUGCAAGAGAAGAAUGUUACCUUCACGCAGGUCGACAGUGACGAGAGCAAGCCGGACUGGUCCCGCGUGCGUUUGAAUGACGACGUACGUCUCAUUGACAUGACGGAGGUAUGUUUGGGUUUCUGUCCUGAGUGAACUCAUGGGAAUCCUGACCGACGUGUACGUGUAGGCUUCGAAUGGCGUGCUCUAU